AUGAUUGAAUCCAAAGUGAAGAAUGAUCCGUCGAUAUUGAUGAAGAACAAGGGUAAAAUGGCUGCUUUAAUCUUGGGCGAGAUUGUUAACCCUAAUAGUGGGAAUAUGCAGAGUAGCAGUGGUGAAACCACCAAUACAACUCCCAACAAUAGCAAUAGCAGUAGUAAUGGCAAUAGCAACAACAUAGCCACCGCCGCGCCAACAGCACGCUCAGAGGAUAGCAUCUUAAGCAUAGUUGAUAAAGAUAUUCAAGAAAAGAUUAUCGACUCGUCGGAGUUUCAUAAUUCUUUAAAAAUAGAGUUGAUGGACGUUAGGAGAAAAUUGCUUGGUAUUAGCGAUGAAGAGUUUGAGCGUAUGAAAGCAGAGGAAAGAGCAAAAUUUGAAAAGCAAGAGGAAGAAGCAAUAGCAGAAAAGUUGAAGUUGGAACAAGAACGGGAAGAGAACGAAACGCGUAGUUUUUUCCAGGGUAAAAGUUUUAAUAACGGUACGAAUGUACUGAGCAGUAAUUAUCGUGUGGGUAAGCCAAUGACUUCACAUUACCGAAAUGGAGACGACAAACUGGCACAAGAAAAGAAUGAAAGGAAAAAAAAGGAUAAAGUUCCUGUCAUGAUGUAUUAA
Messenger RNA from Lodderomyces oxycetoniae, 618 nucleotides. RefSeq lists its product as uncharacterized. The record is from RefSeq and is a predicted model, not a curated record. Lineage: Eukaryota; Fungi; Ascomycota; Pichiomycetes; Serinales; Debaryomycetaceae. The transcript has a single exon. Bases 1 to 618 code for a protein of 205 amino acids.